This is a messenger RNA of Neodiprion virginianus, 621 nucleotides long. RefSeq names its product TATA-box-binding protein-like. The record is from RefSeq and is a predicted model, not a curated record. The transcript is spliced from 2 exons. NCBI's taxonomy places the organism in Eukaryota, Metazoa, Arthropoda, Insecta, Hymenoptera, Diprionidae. Bases 1 to 621 code for a protein of 206 amino acids.
AUGGAGAAUCCGCGGGUCCCUGAAACGAUUCCAUCACCUUCAGCGGACCCUCAUCCAAUUCCUUCGACAAUCUCUCAAAUUGAUCUGCUGAAGAUCAUGUCUCAACAACAAGAGGCCGCUGAGCGUCAACAACAGCAACUUCUUCAGCUGCUUCUUGAUCAACAAGAGCAGCGAAAAAGAGAACAGGAACAACGAGAAAGGGAAAUUGCCUCUCAGUUGGAACAGCGCAGGCUUGAUAGAGAAGCUCAAGAACGAUCCGAGACCAGUCUGCAUGAACUGUUUCGGACGACUGUGGCAGCUCUUCAGGCUGUUCAUCAGGUGAAUGGCUCAGGAGAACCGGCUGUCACCACACGAGGUUCCAGAGUCGUUACUCCGCUUCCCUCUCCUGUUCCCUCUCCUGUUUCCGUUCCCGCUGUUCGACAGGUCCAACAUCCAGGACAGUUCCAGGAUGUACGAGACUCAAGGUCUGUGCCUUUUAGUAGGGGAAUAGAUGAAUCCCCAAUUGGUAGAGUAACAGUUAAUAAUGAGAACCGCCAAUUUUCGAUGGAAAGAUUCCAUGGGCAGAUUAUGAACGUCAGUUUAAUACAAUUGCUAAACAUAACCAGUGGGACUCCGCCAUAA